Molecule: messenger RNA, 7618 nt
Organism: Electrophorus electricus (electric eel)
Lineage: Eukaryota; Metazoa; Chordata; Actinopteri; Gymnotiformes; Gymnotidae
Source: RefSeq, a predicted model, not a curated record
GAGAAAGAGAGAGUGAAUGAUGGAGAGAGUGAGAGAGGGAAUGCGAGGCAGACCGAGGAACUAAAAGAAUGAGGCAGAUGCGGACCUUUAAGAGACAAGUACAGAGAAGAUUGCGUGUGGAGGUGGAGAUAAACUAGUUUGAGUCCUGAGCACCACAGGAUGUCAGGGACAGGGGCGAGCGUGAGCCAAGGACCGAUCGGCUCAGUGUGGAAGUGUGGAUCCUGAACGUGCUGGAUUAUCAGAUCUGCUGCUCUCUCCAGCAAUGGAAAUAUUCCACAAUUAGCUCUCAGCUGAUUUUUUUCAGUACUGAAACUUCUCAUGACGUGAAUCCGACUUUCGGCACUGGAAUCGGGAGCUGCGUUUUCAAGCUGCCCCAGCAGCCAGUCAAAAAUGUUCUCCCGCAGCCGUUGCAAUGGCCAGGGUGGAACGGGGGUCGCGCAGCACGGUCGGCCCAAGAAUAAGAGGAGACAGCCCAACCCCAGGGUUGCCCUGGUCCUGCGUGGGAAGAUCCAUCGCUUCCUCCAGGGCCCUGCUGACUGCUCUGCCCAGGCUAUGGGCAUCUACUAUGCGGGGAUUGAGGAGGAGGAUGAAGGAGAGACAGAAGAUGUGGACCAGGUGCAGGAGUGCCCCAGGAGGAGAACAGCUCCGGCUGAAACCUGCCAGCCUUCCCAGAUGGCAAACGGGCAAGGACAGGAUUCUGGUGCGUGUUGCGUCGGAGAGGUCGUGCUGAACCGAGAGGGUGGUGUCAGGAUCCCCUGUACUCUACAACCCAGCAAGCCAGUAGAGUUACAGGGGAGCCCAGAUCUCAGUGGGUCUGGGUUAGCUUUCGGCAGGGGACCGACUGAUGAGCCGUCCAUGUGUCAGAAGGAUUCUCUGCUUUAUCAGUCGAACACGGCUAUGCAGGAAAAGAUUGAGGAGGAAACGGAUCAAGAAGAAGAGCCAAGUGCCAUUAUUGAGCACAUACUGAAGGAAUUAAGAGGAAUCAAUAAAAUCCAGGAGGAAAUUUCCGACCUGAGGAAGUAUCUGUCUUCUGUUCAUGGGUCCGUUGAAGAGGUGUCCAGCUGUGUGGAUGCAGUUUUAAUGGAGAUCGAAGGCAUUCGCUCAGGUGCCAGGUCAGGUCCAGAGACAGGGUCUGGGGCUGUGUCCACAGACGGAUCUUCCCUCCAUUAUGGAUCUGAGAGUCCCCUCUGUAAGGGCUAUGGCAAGGUCCAUGGUGGCACGCGACCAGGGUGUGAAGAGUUUGAUGAGAAAUGCAAAUCCUCCUGUGCCCAGCAGUCAGAAUUCAGAGCUAAAAAACAGUCUGGUAGGGCUCCAUCUAAUUUCUCAAGCGCUGAUGGUAGCAUCCACAGUUUAUUCGAAGACGAUACUUCUAAAAAGAGAUCGGACACGUCCCCAGAUUCAGGGAGAAGGAAGCUUAGCUUACUUGAGCCCCAAGAUGGGAAGGAUUGUCCGACUACUAGCUCCCUUUCCUCUGGCCAAAGCCGCAAGUCUGCAUCUGAUCAAGAGAGACCCUCCUCUGGGCUGGUUCUCCCCAACAGAGAUUGGCAGAACUGGGACCAGACAGGGCUGGGACAGAGUGGGAGUAGGGAGAUGAGAUGGAGUGAAGAGGAUCCAUACUCCAGACAAGGAAGUUGCGCUGUAGACACCUGGGGCUCUUCAAGGAAUGAGGGUGCUGGUAUUGCACUGGAAGAAUCCACUGGUGCCUGCUCACAGCACAUUUCCAUGUCAUCCAGUCAUCACUACAAAUCUUCUGUUAGCACACGCAGGGAAGAGUGGCUUGGACAUGGAAAUAGUCCACAUACAUGCAAGAUGGAUGUGCAUUCUGAGGGAAAGGAACCCAGUGAAUUUGUGAGUGUUUGUGACUGUUCUCAGUGUUCAGCAGAGGGAGAGCCCUGUGGGACUUCUCUGAGACUGUGUCAUAACUUUGCUGGUGUAGACUCUGGUUCUUCUUCCUCCAAUGAAAACUACAAACAUUUCACUUUGAACGGGAAGUCUUUAGAUGGUGGUGUUGGUCCAGCUAGUACUGCACCCAUAGCUAGCAGGACCUGGAAUGCUGGGUACCCAGCCUGCUCUGGUCUGUACACCACCGAACAGGAGUCAAACAAUGUGGGAUUCAACGUUUUGAGGUUUGGUAGGGCAGUGCUGGAUUUCAAAAGUACCCUAAAGGGGGCACUAAAGAAGCUGGAGGCAACUGGGGCAACAUCACCAGUGGAAAAAGCUGACUCUUACCCACCCAUGUCCCACUGUAGGGAGGUUCAGUUAGACUCUACUGAUAGUGAGACACCUAGCCAGGAAGUACCUCAGACAGAAAUGCCUUACGUAGAGACUCUUCAAACUGAAAUUGCAGUCAACACUUCCGAGGAGUCUCAAGUCAACGACACUGAAACUGGACAUCUGGAGCCAAAGGAAAGCAUUUCUUCAUCAAACCAUUGCAAUACUGUGCCUAAGCCAGUAGAUGGCAGUUUAAAAACUUCUCUGCAGAAUAGUGAACCUUUGGGAACAAGUCUUUGUUCUGAACUGGGAGCCUCCAGGGACACAACAUUGCAUGCCACUGAUGUUACCCUGCCAGGAUCGACCUGGGUCUCCAUCUCUGCUGAAGAGCUGGUACCCCAGGUGGAGCAGAGAGAAACAUCAGGGGAUCCUAUAGCUGAAGAACAGCCCCAAACAGAUCUCCCUGCAGAGGCGGAAGGAGAUGAAGGAGAUCAACCCCUGGAGCUUAGUGAGCAAGACGCUCUGAGGCUGAAGUGUAUGAAGAGCUUUCAGCAGAUCCUUAGGGAGAAGAGAGGGAGCAGAAGAACUGUCGGCAUGGUGACCCUUUUCACGUUCUCUCAAGAUGACUUCAACACAGAUGGCAGUCAGGAUGAAGAUCAGGUCCAGACUAGCGAUGGAGACCCCAGCCCACAGUCCCUGACCAAGCCUGACAAUGCCAUGGGUAUCUUUGGGAUUGACAGCAUGCCUGAUCUCCGGAGGAGAAAGCCGUUUCCUUUGGUUAGUGAAGUGGCUAUGUCCCUGGUGCAGUCCAGGAAAGCUGGCGUUUCCUCUGCGCUGGCUUCAAGGCCCUCACUCAAAGACGAGGAGCUGAAGAGCCAUGUGUAUAAGAAGACCCUCCAGGCUCUGAUCUACCCAAUCUCCUGCACCACGCCACACAACUUCGAGGUGUGGACGGCCACCACGCCAACCUACUGCUACGACUGCGAGGGGCUGCUGUGGGGCAUUGCCCGACAGGGCAUGCGCUGCUCCGAGUGCGGGGUCAAAUGCCACGAGAAGUGCCAGGACCUGCUCAACGCCGACUGCUUGCAGAGAGCUGCAGAGAAGAGCAGUAAGACUGGAUCGGAGGACCGCACCCAGCACAUCAUCUCUGCCAUGAAGGACCGAAUGAAGAUCCGGGAGAGGAACAAGCCAGAGAUCUUCGAGGUGAUCCGGAGCGUCUUCGGCGUGUCCAAGCUGAGCCACGCACAGCAGAUGAAGACUGUCAAACAGGCUGUCCUGGACGGGACCUCCAAAUGGUCUGCCAAGAUCUCCAUUACAGUACUGAGUGCACAGGGUCUGCAGGCUAAGGACCGCACUGGCUCCAGUGACCCGUACGUGACGGUGCAGGUGGGAAAGACGAAGAAGAGGACGAAGACCAUCUAUGGCAAUCUGAACCCCGUCUGGGAGGAGACCUUCAACUUUGAGUGCCACAACUCGUCGGACCGCGUCAAGGUGCGCGUGUGGGAUGAGGACGAUGAUAUUAAGUCGCGUGUGAAGCAGAGGCUGAAGAGGGAGUCAGACGACUUCCUGGGUCAAAGCAUCAUCGAGGUCCGGACCCUCAGUGGAGAGAUGGAUGUCUGGUACAACCUGGAGAAGCGUACUGAUAGGUCAGCUGUGUCAGGAGCCAUAAGACUUCAGAUCAGUGUGGAGAUCAAAGGAGAGGAGAAAGUAGCACCUUACCACCUACAAUACACUUGCCUGCAUGAGAAUAUCUUCCACUGCAUGAUGGACAUGGAGGACCAGGGUGUUUUCAAGCUGCCUGUGGUGAGUGGUGACAACGCUUGGAUGGUUUACUUUGAGGAGGUGGAGCAGGAGAUAGUGGACGAGUUCGCCAUCCGCUAUGGAGUAGAAUCCAUCUACCAGGCCAUGACACACUUUGCCUGCCUCUCCUCUAAGUACAUGUUGUCCGGUGUUCCGGCUGUUAUGAGCACUCUCCUGGCCAACAUCAACGCAUUCUUUGCCCAUCCCACCUCCACCACCAGCGUGUCCGCUGGCGAUCGCUUCGCCGCCUCCAACUUUGGGAGAGAGCGAUUCAUCAGGUUGCUUGACCAGCUGCACAACUCCUUGCGCAUCGACCUCUCCACCUACCGGAAUAACUUCCCUGCCAGCAGUCCAGACCGGCUGGCAGACCUGAAGUCAACCGUAGACCUACUGACCAGCAUCACCUUCUUCAGAAUGAAGGUGCAGGAGUUGCAGGCACCGCCCCGUGCAUCUGUUGUCGUGAAAGACUGUGUGAAGGCAUGUCUCAACUCAACAUACGAGUACAUCUUCAACAACUGCCAAGACCUCUAUAGCAGGCAGUUCCAGCCCACCGUUGAAGCUGACAAGGGGAGGAAGAUGCAGGGACAGGGGGCUGAUGAAGAGGAGGGUAAGGAGGCGGAGCCCGGAGCAGCAGAAGAGGCGGGGCCUUGUAUAAUGAACCUGGAUUUCUGGACCAAGCUCAUCACUCUCAUAGUGUCCAUCAUCGAGGAGGACAGGAACUCAUACACACCCGUUAUAAACCAGUUCCCUCAGGAGCUGAACGUGGGAAAAGUCAGUGCUGAGGUCAUGUGGACACUCUUUUCUCAGGACAUGAAGUACGCUCUAGAAGAACAUGAAAAACACAAGCUAUGCAAGAGUUCAGAUUAUAUGAACCUUCACUUCAAAGUGAAGUGGCUUUACAAUGAGUAUGUCAAGGACUUACCUGACUUCACAGACACUGUCCCCGUAUACCCAUCGUGGUUUCUGCAGUUUGUUCUGCAGUGGUUGGCUGAGAAUGAGGAAGUGUCCAUGGAGUUUAUGCGUGGAGCACUAGAGAGGGAUAAGAGAGAGGGGUUCCAGCAGACGUCCGAGCACGCUCUGUUCUCCUGCUCUGUGGUGGACAUCUUCACGCAGCUCAACCAGAGUUCCGAGAUCAUCAGGAAGUUGGAGUGUCCUGACCCCGAUAUCGUGGCCCAGUAUAACCGCCGCUUUGCUAAGACGAUCACCAUGGCGCUGCUGGAAUACUGCUCCAUCCUGGACAAGAGCUUCAGCUCCUACUGUCAGAAGGAGAAGAUCAUGAGUGGCUCCAGAGGAGCAACGCAAGCACAUGCAGUGACAACACAGCCCUGUGUGCUCAUGAAUAAUGUGCAGCAGAUACGAGUGAUGCUGGAGAAGAUGUUCGAGGUCAUGGGAGCCAAGCAGUUGGACUCCGAAGCAGCCGAAAUCCUAAAUGAUCUUCAGGUUAAACUCAACACCGUCCUGGAUAACCUGAGCGCCAUUUUUGCUAAGAGUUUCCAGGCUCGUGUAGAAGUAUGUGUGCAUCAGGUAGGGGAGCUCCUCUGUCAGAUGAAGGGUCCUCUGACCCAGAACACCCGCGACAGUGCUGAGGCGGAUGCCGUCACGGCCCUGCGCCCCCUAAUGGAGUUCCUCGACUCCAAUUUGAGUAUCUUUGCAGACCUGUGUGAGAAGUCUGUACUGAAGAGGGUUCUGAAGGACCUGUGGAGGAAUGUUCUCAUCAGCAUGGAGAGAACCAUCAUACUACCAGAGUGCAGCGAGAGCAUUGGGGUUCAGCUUCUUUCUGCUGCCAAGGAGCUCUCUAAACUGAAGGGAGGGGGCGAGGCUAAGAGUCUGUCUCCAAGGCAGUGUGCCAUUAUGGAGGUGGCACUGGAAACCAUCAAGCAAUUUUUCCAUGCUGGGGGCGAUGGCUUAAAGAAGUCAUACCUGGAGAAGAGUGCAGAGCUGUCCUCUCUUCACUACACGCUCUGUCUCUACACACAGACCACCGACGCCCUCAUCAGGACCUUCAUAAGCACACAGCACAGACAGGUGCAUAAUGGUACGGGAAUGAGGAUCACUCCUAAAGAGAGCCUUCGACCCGACAGAGGCUCUGGAGUGGAGCAGCCCAUAGGUGAAGCUGUGAUCCAGGUGGAAGUGGCGCCCCCUGUUGCCAACACCGAGCAAAAGGUCACCGUUAAAGUGAUUGCGGUGAACGACAUGCAGUGGCAGACCUCUGGACUCUUCCGGCCCUUCGUGGACGUUAACUUGGUUGGCCCGCUGCUCGGCGACAAAAAACGCAAGUUCACAACCAAAUCCAAAAGCAACACUUGGACGGCCAAGUACAACGAGGCCUUUCACUUUGUUCUUGGUAAAGGUCAGAGCGCUGACUGCUAUGAGGUCCAGGUGACGGUAAAGGACUACUGCUUCGGCCGGGCGGACCGGGUGGUGGGCGUGGCCACGGUGCAGCUGCGUGACGUAGCGGAGAGGCUGAGCUGUGUUUGCUGGUGCCCGCUGGGCCCACAAAUCAGCAUGGACCAGACAGGAAGCACCAUCCUGCGCAUUCUCGCCCAGAGGCCCGCUGACGACCUCGCCAAGGAGUUCAUCAGACUGAAGUCUGAGAGCAGACCAGUGUUGGAGGGGAGAUAAGGGUGGUGGAGAGAGAGAGAGAGAGAGAGAGAGAGAGAGAGGAAUAGAGAGCAAAAUGCAGAAAGAAUAAACUGAAAUGAGAGCUUGGACAGGGAGUGACAAAGAAAACAGAGAAAAUCAGUGACUGGAAAGAGGGAGAAGCUGGGAGAGGAGUGAACCACCACCCCAUCCUGACUGCUGUCUCACUGCUGCCACCUUCUGGAUGGAACUUGAAAAGCAGGACUGAAUGCAAGAGACUUAAAUCCGCUCGCCACUACCCAGAAUCCUGUAAUAGCACUGGUGAGCAGUGGAAACUCUGAAUGACAAACAGGAUAGGUUUGCCUGAAGCUUGUUUUAACGCAUUUCUGAGCGAAAGAGGGUGAUAAGUGGAUAAGUGUUUGUAGAUAUGAGUGUGUGUGUGCGUGCGCGCGUGUGUCAGCCCUUACAUAAGCAGGACACACUGAACAUGUGGUUUCUUCUUUCUACUCUGUGUGUCCUCUUGGCAGCCUUAAAAGGGCGGGAUUCUAUUACGGGAGGCGGAGCUUCUAUUCCACCAUUGUAUGUAGUCUUGCCUUGCUUUGAUUGACAGCCAAAGAACUCCCCAUCCCCCACCAGUUAAGAUAAAGAUCCCUCCCCCUAAAUUAAUGCUUUAUCUCCACAUCUAGAUCAAGUCAAUAAAAGAGCUGAAGAUCAAAUGACCAGCGACUGCUGAUUGGACGCCCGUGCCACAUGGUGUGAGUGGGCGGAGACUCUGGAGACUGCGGGGGGAGGGGCAGCAGAACUGUAGCUCUUUAGGGGAUGUGGCCAUAUCUCCCCUGGUCUCCUGCAGUGCUUUAGUUCUGACAGAUGCUUGCGGUGGUCACCCUCACAAACUCACAAACACACACCAAACCAAAUCUCACUUACGACCAAACAACCAAAUCACUUGUGCUCACCUCAGUAGUGCUUUGUUUUUGUUUUAAACAUUUCUCUUUGUUUCUCACACACACACACACACACACACACA